AUGUUGAUUGUUGGUUACGAUGUUAGCAAUGUUGCCAAUGUUCAAACUUCUGUCUAUGAAGCGUUUGGUCAUGUUGAGCUCCUUCCAUGGAUCACCGCCAUCUAUCCGCUCAAAAUCGUAUUCUUUAUCUCAGAGUUCCUGAUGCUCAUUGGAUCAAUCUUGGCUGGUGCUGCCACCAACAUCAAUAUGGUGAUUAUCGGCCGCGUGAUUACUGGAUUUGGAUCAGCAGGAGCUAUCAUGGCAGGCAGCAUAUUUGUUUUACUUCUCACAACACCGACAGAAUACGCUCGAUAUAUGGGGCUCUUGGGAGUGUGCUGGGCAGUAGGGCUUGUGCUGGGACCAAUUGUUGGAGGUGCUUUUGCCCAAAAUAGCCACGCCACUUGGCGUUGGGCCAUGUAUAUCAAUAUUCCCUUCAUAGGCUUUAUUCUUACGAUCGCCGUUAUUAGCCUUCCCAGUUUAUCCGCAGACCACAGCUCAGCGCCAUCAUCAAAAUUAACCAAGAUUGACUGGAUAGGGGCCAUUUCACACUUUGCCUUUGUUAUCCUCUCCAGUAUGGUCCUCAUAUUUAGUGGCUCAACGUGGGACUGGGGAUUCGGAGGGACGAUUGCAGUCUGGGUUAUUACAGGCGUUCUUUUCAUCUUUUACACAGUGCAGCAACUUAAGCCCCUCUUCACCACCCGCGAACAUCAGAUUUUCCCCGUCGCCUUAUUUUUCGAGAACAGAAAUUUCCUUCUCAUAUUUAUAUCGACCUUUGCUGCAGGCGGCUCCUACGGCUUAAGCCCAAUUUCAGCGGCGGUACGAUUGUUGCCAUACAUUGGCAGUUUUAUCUUAUCAACAGUCGCUGCUGCUAUUCUUGGCGCCAUGAUGCUGGCGGGUGCGGGUGGAUUAUCAACUCUUAAGCCGAAUACUCCUGAUGGCAGAAUAUUAGGCCUUGAUACGCUUGUCGGAGUAAGCGUUGGCCUCAUCUGGCAAACAGGGAAUGCGGUAAUGUCACGUCUGGUCUCCGACGCUCCCGGGCUUGACAAAAGUAACCCAGUCGAGGUGGAAAGGAAUGAGGCGCGCAAAGCAUCACUACGCCAAGAUACUGCCAUGAUACAUCUUGUUUCACAGCUCUUUGGAGUCUCAGUUGCUCUUUCGUGCGCCGGCUGUGUUUUUCAGAAUCUUGGAUACAACAAGUUGCACAACUCUAUCAGCAGCCUUGGUAAUUUCUCCGACAAAGACAUCCGCGACGCGCUUGCCGGCGUCGAUUCUAGCAUCUUCCGCGCUGGACAAGAUCCUCGUGUUAUCGGCCUUGCCAUUGAAGGUAUAACGACGACCAUUGGGAAGAUCGAAUGGAUUGCAUUUGCAGGGGGCGCUAUCACUUUAAUCGCAGGCCUUUGUAUGAAAUGGGAAAAACUUGACUUUGAAGUUCAGUCCUCGGAUAGCAUCGAGGAGAUGAAGGUCAAUAAUGUUGUAUGA
Molecule: messenger RNA, 1458 nt
Organism: Trichoderma breve
Lineage: Eukaryota; Fungi; Ascomycota; Sordariomycetes; Hypocreales; Hypocreaceae
Product: major facilitator superfamily domain-containing protein
Exons: 7
Coding region: 1-1458 (485 amino acids)
Biological process (GO): transmembrane transport
Molecular function (GO): transmembrane transporter activity
Source: RefSeq, a predicted model, not a curated record